GGCGGCGGCAGUAACGGCGAGGGGCCACCAGCCGCCGCCGCCGCCUCCGGAGGGGCCAUGGACGAGUCUUCGCUGCUGGACUUGCUGGAGUGCUCCGUGUGCCUGGAGCGCCUGGACACGACGGCCAAGGUGCUCCCGUGCCAGCACACUUUCUGCCGCCGCUGCCUCGAGAGCAUCGUCAGCUCCCGCCACGAGCUGCGCUGCCCCGAGUGCCGCAUCCUGGUGGGCUGCGGGGUCGACGAGCUGCCCGCCAACAUCCUGCUCGUCCGCUUGCUCGACGGCAUCCGGCAGAGACCUCGCGCCGGCGCCGGCAACGGAGCCCCGGGGAGCCCCACAGCCCCGGGCAACGCGGCUGCUCCCAGUGCGGGCAACCCCGCAGCAGCAGCAACAGGAGGAAACAACCCUGUUCCCUCCACUAACCCCGGCUGUCACCCCGUGGUGGUGGCGGCGGCGGCGGCUACAGCGGCCUCCCCAGGCUCCCCUAGCAGUGCCGCCGCUGCAGCCGCAGCCUCAGCCGCCGCCAGCCUGAGGGAAUUGGCCGCCGCCAGCCGAAGCGCCCUGCUGAAGCGCCUAUGCAGUUCUGUGGAGUAG
This is a messenger RNA of Lacerta agilis (Sand lizard), 591 nucleotides long. Its product is annotated as E3 ubiquitin-protein ligase SH3RF3-like. Gene Ontology annotation, molecular function: metal ion binding. NCBI's taxonomy places the organism in Eukaryota, Metazoa, Chordata, Lepidosauria, Squamata, Lacertidae. The transcript is spliced from 2 exons. Bases 58 to 591 code for a protein of 177 amino acids. The record is from RefSeq and is a predicted model, not a curated record.